Molecule: messenger RNA, 4344 nt
Organism: Pyrus x bretschneideri (Chinese white pear)
Lineage: Eukaryota; Viridiplantae; Streptophyta; Magnoliopsida; Rosales; Rosaceae
Product: disease resistance protein RUN1-like
Exons: 6
Coding region: 498-4205 (1235 amino acids)
Biological process (GO): signal transduction; defense response
Molecular function (GO): ADP binding
Source: RefSeq, a predicted model, not a curated record
CAUUUGCAAUACGUGUAGUCCUUGCAUAGUGAUUGAAAUUAUGAUUUUGCACACCAGUGUAUAUUUUUGUCUUUUCAUUUUUCUUUAAUUUAUUCAAUCACAUGAGCGCAAAAAGAGAAAAUGAGUGUGCGUCCAAAUCUGAAUCACUUUAUCAAUGUAUGGAUGGAGAAGUUUUUAUGUCCCUUUGGCCAUUACCCACUUGUGAUAAAAUUGCAACUGUUGAAAAGGCCACCCAUGCCAAGUCAAAGAAGACUGACGAAUGCAAAACUUGUAAAAGAAGUCCAAAUUAUGAAAUGCCAAGUCAAAUACGGAACAACAUUAAAAAUCAAAAGUCCACUGCUCGAGAUAAAUGAAUAAAAGAAGAUAAUUUAUCACAAGUAGGACAUAAUUGCCUGCCCAAGAUCAAUUGAUUUUGAGCAUCCCCUGAUGUAGAAAACAGGCAAGAAGUGAUUUCCUAAUCUUCCCCGGGCACAUUUAGUUGCUUUCUUCUGAAUUCAAUGGCUCUCGUAAUUGGAACACAAGAAUCCUCCUCUUCCAAUUCCAACAGUUCUACUUCUCGAUGUAGUUAUGACGUUUUCUUGAGUUUUAGAGGCGAAGACACUCGCAAGACAUUUACGGAUCACCUCUACACAGCCUUUGUCAACGCAAGCUUUCGCACUUUCCGAGAUGACGAUGAACUUGAGAGAGGGGAAGAUAUUAAGCUAGAAUUCGUGAAAGCCAUCCAGCAAUCACGAAGUUCUGUCGUUGUGUUUUCAAAAGACUACGCGUCCUCAAGAUGGUGCCUUAAUGAGCUUGUGAUGAUCCUCAAACGCAGAAAGACCUCCAACCAUGUAGUCUUACCGGUCUUCUACGAUGUCGAUCCAUCCCAUUUGAGGAAGCAGACAGGAUGCAUUGCAAAAGCAUUUGCUAGACACCAAAAAACUCAAUCGUUUGACACGGUGAAGGGAUGGAGGGAAGCACUCGCAGAAGCUGCAGAUUUGGCAGGGAUGGUCUUACAAAAUGAAGAAGAUGGGCAUGAAUCCAAGUUUAUCAUGAAAAUUGUUAAAGUGAUUGAAGACAAACUAAGGAGGAGGCCCAUAAGUGUUGACUCCAACCUGGUUGGAAUCCAGUCUCGAGUCAAGGACAUCAACUUAUGGUUACAAGAUGGAUCAAAGGAUGUUGGUAUACUUGUAAUUCAUGGAAUGCGCGGAAUUGGAAAGACAACCAUUGCAAAAUUUGUUUACGGAUCAAAUUUUGAAAGAUUUGAAAGACACAGUUUCGUAGAGAACAUACGAGACUUUUCAGAAAAAUCGAAUGGCUUGAUUCAGAUACAAAAACAGCUUCUUCAUGAUAUUUUGAAUGGGAGGAAAGUGAAAAUUCAUAGUAUUAGUGAAGGAAUGGCUAAGAUUGAAGAUGCUAUUUGCUCUAAAAGAGUUCUUCUUGUCCUCGAUGAUGUAGAUUGCAUGGAGCAGUUAGAUGGACUGCUAAGGAUGCAAGAUCAAUUUUAUCCGGGAAGUAAAAUCAUCAUUACAACAAGUAAUGCAGGGUUGUUAAAUUCCUACCACCAUAUGGUUAAGUUUCAUAGUUGUCAAACUUUGAAUAACAGCGAAUCGUUAGAGCUCUUCAGUUUGCAUGCUUUUGGGCAAGACCAUCCCACUGAAAGCUAUAGCGAUGUUUCAAAAAGCUUUGUGCACCACUGUGGAGGACUUCCAUUAGCACUUAAAAUUUUGGGUUCUUCAAUGGCAGGAAAGAAUAUAGCAGUAUGGGAAAGUGCAAUAAGCAAACUGAAAGUUAUUCCGGACAGUCAAAUCUUGAAAAAACUCAAAAUAAGCUAUGAGUCCUUGCAAGAUAGCCAUGACCAAGAUUUAUUCCUUCAUAUUGCCUGCUUCUUUAUCGGAAUGGAGAAAGAUAUCAUCGUUAGAAUACUAGAUGCCUGUGAUUUUUUCACAGUUGUUGGAAUUCAAAAUCUCAUUGAUAGAAAUUUGGUAAGACUCGAUGGAGAUAAUAUGGUGCAGAUGCAUCACAUGAUCCGUGACAUGGCAAGAGGAAUUGUUCGUCUGGAAUCAAAGGAGCCUGGGGAACGUAGUAGAUUAUGGCAUCAUAAGGAUUCUUUUGCAGUAUUGGCAGAAAAGAAUGGAACGGAAACAAUUCAAGGUCUUGCUCUCAACAUGCAAAACCACCCAGAAUACUCUUCUACAAGAAAUUCAAAUCAGGUAGUUUUUGAAACGGGUACGUUUUCAAUGAUGCACAAAUUAAGACUUCUGCAGCUUACUUAUAUAGAACUCAAUGGAUCCUAUGAAGAAUUUCCGACAAGCUUAAGAUGGUUGUGUUGGCAUAAAUUUUUGAAGGGUUCUAUACCCUCUGAUUUUUCUUUGAAGAAUUUGGUUGUUCUGGAAAUGUGUUACAGCAGCAUGAGGCAAGUCUGGACGGGAACAAAGUUUCUCCCAUCACUAAAGAUUCUAAAUCUUAGCCAUUCCAAUGACCUCACCGAAACCCCGGACUUUUCUCUGGUCCCCAAUCUAGAAUGGCUGAUUCUUAAAGAUUGUUCAAGCUUGGUUGAUGUCCAUGAAUCCAUUGGAAACCUACAGGGACUUGUGCAUUUGAAUAUGGAAUAUUGCAAAAGUAUUAAGAAGCUUCCAGAGAAUAUUUCUAAGCUAACCUCCCUCGAAACACUUAUUAUAUCUGGUUGCUCAAGCCUCAGCGUUUUUCCCACAGACAUGAGGAAGAUGGAAUCUCUGAAAGUGUUUCAAGCUGACGGUGUUCCAAUACAUCAGUUACUCACUGCUACCGAGGAGGUCACAUUGUGGCCAAGACGAAGUGUAGAAAUUACUUGGGCUUCUUACCUACCAAGCAAUUUAGUGGACUUGAGUCUUAGAAACUGCAAUCUUGGUGACAAUGAUUUUCCCAGAGAAUUUGGAAACUUAUCCGCGUUGUGUAGCUUAAAUCUGGGGGGUAAUCCAAUUCAUAGCCUACCAGAUUGCAUUAGAGGUGUUGCGGGGCUUCGUAGACUCUCUUUUGAGUAUUGUAAAAGGCUCAAAUCGCUUGUAAGGCUACCAACUGUAGGACACUUGAUAAUCGCUGAUUGUGAAAAGUUGGAAACGGUAACAUUUAAAUCAUUAAGCGAGGUGUACUCUAGAAUGCGCUCCAUCGAAUGCCGUGGCAACCAUAAGCUAGUUGAGUUUGAGUCAGUGUACAAGAUGGAGCCUAUUGAAAGAGUUGAUAUAGAAAUGAUCUACAUUUUGGGUUUGAGCAACUUGAAAUAUUCAACAAAAUCCAUUAUGAAGUACAAGAUACCCGCGCGGUUCCACAGAUGGAUAGAAAAGCGUCUUCCCAUCCAGGGACUGCAUGAAUUUGGAAUAUUCAGCACAUUUCUUCCUGGGAAUUAUGAGGUUCCUCAAUAUGACUCAUUUAGCCAUAAAAGUAAAGGGCCCUCAAUAUCUUUUACUGUGCCUGUACUUCCCUAUUGCCGGAUCCGAGGCUUGAACAUCUUCUCUGUCUAUGAAAAAUCCAAAAGCCAUGAAUCUCCUAACAUCAGAGUAAAAAAUAUGAAAGGUUUAUGUUAUACAAUAAUGACAGAAGUUAGAAAUAAGAGUAAAGGUCUGCAGUGGAUCUACGGGCCAGCAUUAUUCGGAAUGCCAAGUGAUGAUCAAGAUGUGAUAUGGUUAAGCCAUUGGAAAUUUGGGAAUAAAUUGGAAGGUGGUGAUGAGCUGACUGUUUCAGUAUUAACAUCAUCAUAUAUGAUAUAUGAUGAGUUUCAGGUAAAGGAGUUUGGUGUCCAGGUUGUGUACUACGAGCAAGUGACAGUCACCGCCCAAGAAAAUUUCACCACAGAUAAUCCUUUUUAUCCACGUGUCAUUGCCGGAGAUUUGUCACAUUAUCUGCUGCCAGGAUCAUCAGGAGCAUACCUUCUCUGCCAUAAUCCAGUAUUAGAAAGAAGGGAUGUGCUUAGUUAUGUUUGGUUCAAGCACAACAGUAAUGAAAUAACAGGCCAUGGAUCUUUGGGACUUAAAAUUCACCUGAUAGAGCAAGAAGAAGAUCGGGAAAGUGAAUGCACGCUUGUAGAACAUGAGGAGAGCAGCAGUAGCAAUAGCAAUAGUAUCGAUAGCAAUGGUGCAGACAGAGGUUGGAAAGUGGUACUGAGUAUAAUGACGAUGGCCACUUUCUUCUUGAGAUGCUUUCAGUUGCACAAAUGUUUGUCACUGGAAGAUGGUAACAAUGGCGCAUGAGGUAACUUAGAGCCUCGAUAAUGUGUCAGUAUAUUGUAUUUUGUGAAUGGUAUAUUCAUCAUAAAACAAUCAGGUACAAGAGAACAAUAUAUAUGUGCUAGAGGGAAGAAAACAAGACUACCUAUCCCUCCUUGAUUUA